Molecule: messenger RNA, 930 nt
Organism: Cladophialophora bantiana CBS 173.52
Lineage: Eukaryota; Fungi; Ascomycota; Eurotiomycetes; Chaetothyriales; Herpotrichiellaceae
Exons: 1
Coding region: 1-930 (309 amino acids)
Source: RefSeq, a predicted model, not a curated record
AUGCUUGGCUUCGUCGUUGGAAAGCGUCCAUCGUGGAAGCGAAACCUUUUGCAAGCGCAGACGAGAUCUGUGAUAGCGCCAGAGACACAUCCAUCCACACCUACACUCACACCCACAACCAUACCCACACACAUAUCCAUAGCACGGCUCAACCACCCUCGACCUAUGCGGGGAGGAGAGAGAUACCGUACCUGGCCCCUCGGUAUAUAUUUCACCGUGGCUCCCAUCCAAGCUCGCAGCCAAGCAGGACUCCUCGUCGUCAGUCUCGGUCUCUGUCUGUUGUCGAUCUCAAGACCAGUCUCAGGCGCCCCGAUCGUCCAUAGGCACCGGCAUCUCCAUCGAAAUGCAGCAGCCCCUGACGACGAACUCUACUCUGUAGGGACACCGAGUGCGGUCGUCACGGAAUCAGUGACGAGCGUCCCCCGAGCCGUGCCCGACGACGGUCCCCCGAUCGUGGGGACGUCGAUGAGACUGUUCUCCUAUCCCGUCGAGACGUCGUAUAUCUCCAAUCCUCUUCGCGAAGAAGAGGAGCAGGAGAAGGCACCCACAGCGGUCUUUGACAAGAUCGCCGACAGGACCCGUCCGCUCGUUCGCAGCUCUGGUGCCGGCGGUGGCAUUCCUCCGCAACCGUACCCGCCGAACAAGUCGAUCGCCUACCAUUAUUCCGGGGUCUCUGACUCGGUUGUUGUCUUCUUUCUCGCCGCCGUCGGCUUCUUCUUUAUCUCUCUGAUCUGGAAUCUGUACGUCCGGUACGGCUGGGCGCGGGACAAGGCCAUGGACACGGACUUGGAUGCUGUGGGAGCCAUGCGGUUGAGAUCCCUGUUUGGAGAGAGUACACCCAAGGCCAAGGGUAGAGGGAACGCUGGCCGCUGCCCGGGGGGCUGGUUGCGCGCAGCUAAUGAGGCGCCCAUAUCUGAUUCUGCCGUCUGA